AUGGUUGAUUUUAAAAACCAGGAGGUUGAGCUGAUCUUUGAUAGCUUGACUGUUGAUUACUCCAGUUGUUGUUUUGUUGAGGUCUCCAUUAUUGUAGUUGUUGAAACCUCCUCUGCCAUUUCCUUGUCUCACGAACUGGACUUCUUCCAUGGUUGCUUGACAUGUAAAGCUACUGUGAGGACAUGUGCAUAUCUUACAGACAUCAGCCUUUGGUUUGUUGAUGUUAGCUCUCAACUUUGCUAUCUCAUUCGUGAUGGCUGCCAAUUGUGCUUGCAACCAGGAGUGAUGGAACUUGACCCCAGUACACACCUGCAAGCACAGAUGGCUGUAAUGAUGAAUGAGAUGACAAAACUGAGGAGUGAGCUAUCCAAAUCCAAGGCUGAAGAGCAAUCAGUGGAAAAACCUGGAAUGGAGGAAAUCAAAAUCCUAGCACCUAGUCAACAGCCACAUGAUGCAAUACCGCCAUAUCCAGUAAGGCAGAAGAAGGCCAGGGUGGAUGAAGGACUCAACAGGAACGAAGGAGGUAUUUGUCACCCCGAAUUGAUUUCAGAAAGUGCAAACAUAAAAGGCCUCAGGUCUCCAAUUGUUGUAGUAGUUGAAACUUCCUCUGCCAUUUCCUUGUCUCACGAAUUGGACUUCUUCCAUGGUUGCUUGACAUGUAAAGCUACUGUGAGGACAUGUGCAUAUCUUAUGGACAUCAGCCUUUGGUUUGUUGAUGUCAGCUCUCAACUUUGCUAUCUCAUUCGUGAUGGCUGCCAAUUGUGCUUGCAGGCAGCCAAGGCAGAAAUUCAAUUUAGUCCGAAAUCCCAUCAAUUUGCCAAUUCAGUUUUAGGGUUCUUGAAUCAUGCCGCCGGCAAGAAGAAAGAGAGGAGAAUCGGUGAAGAUAGUGCAGCGUUCGCCUACAUCAAACGCCAUAGGUGGGAGAUGUUCUCUAGGCCCCUUAUUCGGCUCAGGACCCAGAUUGUGCAGGAGUUUUACGGUAAUUUCUCCACCGCCCCCAGAGAUGGAGUUUUUGUCAGAGGAAUAUCUGUCAACUGCAGCACAGAGGCUAUUAGGGCAAUCUGGAAAUUGCCAAGAGUCAGCACAGAUUACAAAGACACCCUUGUUGCCCUGCAUCCGAAUCAGCCAUUGGAACAAGCAGUUCUGGAUAGAUUGGCAAAGGAAGGUGCAAACUGGGAAAAGGACGAUCAGGACAAUCCCUUAGGAUUCUCAGCUAAUGCCUUGCAGACACGUGAUCUGAACUUAUGGCAUCAUUUCAUCUACUGCAACCUGAUGUCGACAUCCUACACUGCCAAGGUUACCUACGAACAGGCUCUAUUGUUGUAUGCAAUUGUCACAGACACACCAUUUGAUGCGGCAUUAGUGAUCAGGGAUCAACUCACCAGAUGUAUCACAAACCCCAAGGUGAAGAGCUGGUACUUCCCAGUUAUGAUCACCAUGCUUUGCAGAAGGGCAGGGGUGACCUUUUUGAGCACAGACACUGAAAUCAGCCUGCAACAACCUUUAAGGCUGUCUAAAUUGGAUCAGAGACCUCCAGGUGCGUCUUCUUCAGGACAAGCAGCAUCCCUCCCCCGACUCUGGCUGGACAGUUGA
Messenger RNA from Oldenlandia corymbosa var. corymbosa, 1593 nucleotides. Lineage: Eukaryota; Viridiplantae; Streptophyta; Magnoliopsida; Gentianales; Rubiaceae. The record is from the annotation of a GenBank genome assembly.